ACAAAUUGGUGGCGGAGAAUUAUUAUAUGAAAAAAUUGAUCAUGGAAUACGAAAUGCUAAAGUUUUAAUCUGUUGUUUAACACCAAUGUAUCUUGUUUCAAAUAUGUGUCAACGUGAAUUAAUCUUAGCUGAUAUGCUUAAAAAACCUAUUGUACCAGUUAUGUUUGAAUCAACACCAUGGCCACCAAUUGGUGCUGCAAGUUUAAUUCUUUCACAAUUAACUUAUGUAGAUUUAAAAGGUGCCGGUGGACAUGGUGGUAGUGGUAAAGCAAUUGAUUUACAAGCACGAUACAAUGAGAUAGCAUCGGUUGUCGCACGUCAUACAACAUCAUCAUCACCAAGUACAUUUCAUCGAUUAGUACAUUCCUCGUCACUUGAUCAACGUGGUACAAAUCAUCCAUCCUCAACUUGUGCUGUUUUAACAACGGCUCGACACGCAAAACAAGCACGAAAUAAUCGUCGUCAAAAUGUUGAUUCACUUAAUUCACAUGAAAGUUCUAAUAGUAGUAUGAGUGAAGAUGAUUAUGAUUAUGAUGAUAAUGACAUAGAUGGUAGUGAUCAUCAUGUAAGACCUAUUGAACCUGUUUUAACAGUUGCUAAUGUUGGUCCAACUGUUGGUACAUCUUUAAAUCAACCAUUUCAAAUACGUAGUUCCGUUCAUUUGGAACAUCGUCUUGGUCCAAUAACAAAUUAUCAUCAGCAACCAAGUGUUGAUAAUAGUAUUGCUAGUUGCAGCAUCUGUAGCAUUCUGUGAUGAUUUUUUUUUCUUAUUAUUGUUGUUGUUUCUUUUGAAAUUUAAUUUGAAAAAUAUAUUUUGCUCAACGAUGCUGAGGUGAUGAAUUAGACUUUUUAUCCUAUUUAUGAUUUAAAUAAUAAAACAAUGUCAUCACAUUAUGAAAAGUUAUUUGUUUCUGAAACAAAAUUUCUUUCAUAAACAAAAACAUAGUGCAUAAAAUGGUACGUUUAUAAAAAUAGUGUUUGUAAAGAAAAAUCUUGUUCGCGCAGUCCAUUUGAGCCUAAAAGUUCUUCUCUAACGAUAUUCGAUUGUUAUCAAACGCUCUAUCUUUUUUUAUUUCUACAUUUCGAACUGAAAUUUUGUUUUUGAUCGGCACUCGUUUUUUUUAAUAUUUAUUUUGUUGUUAUUCGUAUGGUAUUUAUUUUCUUUUCAUAAUUUAUUAUUAUUAGUCUAUCCAUUGAUUUAAUGUACAAAUAAACCUAUCGUAUACAUUCGUUAUAUCUAUAGUAGAUCUUAACGAUUUAUUAUUAAUUCAGAAACACUGAUAUUGAUUAUUCUUGAAAGUUAGAACUUAAUCAGUACAUACUUUUAUGUUUGUCAUAUGACAGUUAUGAGAAAUCAAAACAUCAUCGUUGAUAUCCAUCAUGUAAUCGUUUAUCGAUGCAAAAAUCAGAAAAUACACUAUUUAGAAAAUUGAAAAAUGUUUCAUAAAAAAAACAAAAAUAGAAAAGAAGGUUGGAUACAACACGAUGAGACUCAUGACAUUUCGUCUUUUGUGGCUAGGAUAGCAAUAUACUAGUAAAGCAGAUUUUUUUGUAGAAGGAAGAAUACUCUUGCCUUUCGGCUACCUUGCGUGUGGAGUGCUGUCUAGCGACAGAUUCAGUAGCUACUUGAGCUCCGCAUGCACACUAACUAACUACAAGAGUAGGUGUAUGCCACAACGUAAUCCGCAUGCUAUUGGACGAGUGGUUUGAGACAAACAGCCGUUAAAUGACUUGUUCAUGGUCAUUCCAUGACUGAUGAUGCUGAAGUUUGAACACAGUACCUUGUAUAUACGUGUUGAACAACACAGCCAUUUAUGAGGAAACAAUCCGAAUCGAUACUAACCGUUUGAGCUUAUAUUACGCUCAAAAGGAAAUCUUAGCAAGACUAGAAAAAUCCUACAAGAGUUCAUCCUCAUGGGCCUCUGGGACCGAGUUAUGAUCGUUUUACUGAAUUUUCGAUACAAGUUUAAGUAUUUACCGAAGAAUUAAAUAACGGAAUUUCGACAUGAAAUUUACUCCCUAGAUAAGUCUGAUCACUCUCAGAAUUUCAUGAAAGUUUCAGCUGAAAAGAAUAUUCCUUGGUUGAGAUAUUAAACUUCCAGAAAACGGUCGUUUGUCACAAAAAACGAAUUUACUUGAAUAUUCAAUAUCUCGACAAAGGAACAUUCUUUUCGGCAGAAACUUU
Rotaria sordida is the source of this 2185-nucleotide messenger RNA. The record is from the annotation of a GenBank genome assembly. NCBI's taxonomy places the organism in Eukaryota, Metazoa, Rotifera, Eurotatoria, Philodinida, Philodinidae.